This is a messenger RNA of Drosophila nasuta, 1633 nucleotides long. Its product is annotated as inositol monophosphatase 1-like. The transcript is spliced from 3 exons. The record is from RefSeq and is a predicted model, not a curated record. Lineage: Eukaryota; Metazoa; Arthropoda; Insecta; Diptera; Drosophilidae. Gene Ontology annotation, molecular function: inositol monophosphate 1-phosphatase activity. The coding region runs from base 626 to 1552 and encodes 308 amino acids. Gene Ontology annotation, biological process: inositol metabolic process; phosphatidylinositol phosphate biosynthetic process; signal transduction.
AUCUUUAACAGCUAUCAUCAACAAUCAUAUAUGCUACGACGGAUUCAUCGGUUAUCAGGCCUGCUAACUUCGAUGGAAAGUGCGUAAGUACGGCAUAGCCGUGACUGUAUUUAUAGUUGAUUGGGGUUGUGAUUGUGAGGCUUUCAAUUCCGUGUGUUCCGUGUUGGUAUAUUUUUCGUAUUAUUAAGUCAUGAAGACAAAUAUUUAAACAAAACAGAUUAACGUAACGAUAAAUAAUAGCUCGAUAAAUCAAGCACUAUUGUUAAUUAGAGAUAAUUUUUAUAAACAAAAUGAAGUAUGUGUAUUAAAAUACUGAAUAUUAUGGAGAAGAAAACAAUGAGGCGUUAAACUUUUAAUUUUGAUUGGGCACUAGAUGUGCGAGCGUUUGAGAUAAUGCGAAAUGAGUACUGUCCCUCUCCCCUGGUAUUACACUCUGUCUACACUUUAAUUUAUGAUGACUUACUACCCAGUCGAAGCCAAAGACCCACCCCAGCCCUGAACUGAGCCGGCAAGUUAGCUAGACAGAGUAGGCUUAGAUGAGUAGAACCUCGUGGUGUUCGUCACAAUAUGUAAAUAUCUUUAAAAUAAUUAACAUUUAAAAAGUAAAUAAAUUGGAAAUUAUUAUAUGGAAAUGUUUCGUUUGGUAAGGCAAUGGCUACUGCCACUUAAAUCGAUGACAAGCAAGUCAAAUUGUGCUGCAGUUGAUCUAGAUAAAUGCUAUGCACAAAUGAAUCAACUGGUUGAUAAGGCGGCUAAGCUCAUGAAGGAAGCCAGUACGAAGAUGCGAUUGUAUGACACCAAGGGGAAUAAUACCGCAGACCUGGUCACGGCCACAGAUCGCGAAAUUGAGCAGCUGCUCAUCAAGGGCUUAAUGGAGCAUUUCCCCGAUCAUGUCUACAUAGGCGAGGAGGGAACUGGCGGUGCAGCAACGGGUCGCAAAUUGACCGAUGCGCCCACCUGGAUCAUCGAUCCCAUUGAUGGCACUACGAACUUUGUGCAUGGCUUGCACUACACUUGUAUAUCGGUGGGAUUCUGGCUGAAUAAGCAAUCAGAGUUGGCCAUUUGCUGCAAUCCUAUGAUUGGACAGAAAUUCACCGCACGUCGCAAUUGUGGUGCUUAUAUGAAUGGCGUUCAAGUUGAGGCAAGUGGACAAACCGAACUGGAGAAGUCCAUUAUAUUGAAUGAAUUGAAUUCGGCGAAUUUUGAGCCUGAGCUAAUGGCCAUACAAAUGGGAAAUUCGCAGAAAAUGUUAGAGAAGGCGCAUGCACUGCGAACCACGGGCUCAGCUGCCAUGGAUUUGUGCCUUGUGGCCAUGGGUGCUGCUGAUGGUUACUACGAGUUCUAUCCCCAUUGCUGGGACACAGCUGCCGGGGUAUUGCUUGUGCGUGAAGCCGGAGGUGUUGUCAUCGAUCCGGCUGGCGGGGAAUUCGAUGUGAUGGGCAGACGUGUGCUGGCCGCUGCCACCCCGCAGCUGGGUGAGCAAAUGGUGAAGCUGCUGGGCGACAUGCAGAUCUAUCAUGACAGAGAUGAUGAGCCUGCUCCAACAAACUAAAUCAUAGUAGUCAAUUUUUCAAAUGUUACAUUCAUUGGGAAAUAAAUUUUAGUCAGCGUUUCGGCUGAUCUUCAAUAGUAA